Helianthus annuus (common sunflower) is the source of this 1822-nucleotide messenger RNA. Its product is annotated as UDP-arabinose 4-epimerase 1. Bases 387 to 1625 code for a protein of 412 amino acids. Gene Ontology annotation, biological process: beta-D-galactose catabolic process via UDP-galactose, Leloir pathway. Gene Ontology annotation, molecular function: UDP-glucose 4-epimerase activity. Gene Ontology annotation, cellular component: cytosol. The transcript has 12 exons. NCBI's taxonomy places the organism in Eukaryota, Viridiplantae, Streptophyta, Magnoliopsida, Asterales, Asteraceae. The record is from RefSeq and is a predicted model, not a curated record.
UCCGAAAAGACAGGGCAAAUUGACCAGUAAACCCCAACAACUAUUGUAUAUUUGAAGAAGACGUGCGAGGAGGAGGAGGUGGAGAAGACCUGCUGCAGCUGCUCACUUACGUUUCAAAUUCUCUAAUAAUUCAUACCCCUUUCCCAUUCUUCAAUCAAUCUUUCAAAACCCCUAUAACUCACCCGUCCCAGAUCUUGUCUGCUUUCUUUUCAUACAUAAAUAAAUGCUCGCUUUUUCAGCUGUACUUACAUUGUUCACAGAGGAGGACUUUUUCAACAAAUGCUAAACUUUAGCAGAUCAAGAACUCAAUCCAGGCCAAACCGAUCUCAUCCUCUGGGAGAAAGCACAAGUCUGGUUGCUUCUGACUUGAUAAGGGAGGCGCAGCAAUGCGUACAGAAGGUGCACAAAAAGGCAGCUUGAUGCCCUCCUCUAGCAUGGAGUUCGCAGACCCGAAAAAGAAGAAUGGUGCAGUCGGAAAGAUUCUUUUGGCUGCAGGACUUACUGCUCUAUGCAUUGUAAUUCUUAAACAAUCCCCAAGUUUCAACAGCCCUAGCCCAUUUUCUCGUCAUGAAGAGGGUGUUACCCACGUGUUAGUUACUGGAGGUGCUGGAUAUAUCGGUUCUCAUGCAGCACUACGCCUUCUAAAAGACUCUCACCGUGUGACUAUCGUGGAUAAUCUCUCUCGUGGAAACCUAGGUGCAGUCAAAGUUCUUCAAGACCUGUUCCCGGAACCUGGGAGACUUCAAUUUAUUUAUGCCGAUUUGGGUGAUCCAAAAGCUAUGCACAGAAUUUUUUCUGAAAAUGCAUUUGAUGCAGUGAUGCAUUUUGCUGCAGUUGCAUAUGUUGGGGAGAGCACCCUUGAUCCCCUAAAGUAUUAUCACAAUAUCACAUCAAAUACACUGGGUAUAAUGGAGGCAAUGGCAGCACACAAUGUAAAUACACUUAUAUACUCUAGUACGUGCGCAACAUAUGGGGAGCCCGAGAAGAUGCCCAUUACUGAAGAAACUCCUCAGAUUCCUAUCAAUCCAUAUGGAAAAGCCAAGAAGAUGGCAGAAGAUAUUAUUUUGGAUUUUCAUAAAAACUCAGACAUGGCAGUCAUGAUUCUAAGAUACUUCAACGUGAUUGGUUCAGAUCCAGAGGGACGGUUGGGGGAAGCACCAAGGCCGGAACUACGUGAACACGGAAGAAUAUCGGGAGCAUGCUUCGAUGCUGCCCGUGGAAUCACCAAUGGGCUCAAGGUGCGGGGAACUGACUAUAAAACCCCAGAUGGAACUUGCAUUCGUGACUACAUUGAUGUCACUGAUCUGGUAGAUGCUCAUGUUAAAGCACUUAACAAAGCAAAACCUGGGCAUGUUGGAAUCUACAAUGUUGGUACUGGAAGAGGUAGAUCAGUUAAAGAAUUUGUGGAAGCUUGUAAAAAGGCAACGGGUGCAUCAAUCAAAGUAGAAUACCUCCCACGGCGCCCUGGUGACUACGCUGAAGUGUUCAGUGACCCAUCUAAGAUAUUGCGAGAGCUUAAUUGGUCAGCGCAACACACAGAUCUAGAAAAGAGUUUGCAGGUUGCGUGGAGAUGGCAAAAGUCGCAUCACAACGGCUAUGGUUCCUCCUCAACCGCUUCCAUCUAAGAUUCAUAUGAUUUGGGAAAUAGGUGUAUGUAAUUUUUAAACAUCAAUCCACAUUAUUUGGAUAAAUAAGGUAGGUUUCUUACAUAUAUUGUAUGCAAGUGACUCUCUACAAUAAUAACAAUGUGUUGUAGCCUAAUUAUUAUUUAUUUUACAUAAUGGAGAGGAUGCCAUACCAUACCAUUAUGCUUUACUAUCUA